UGGAGGGCUCGAGGCUGUCGUGGGGAUUAGGUUUUCCUCAGACUUGAGGCGAGGACAAACUUUGGAAGGGGCGGAGGAAUCCACAGUAUUGACGAAAGACUGUGGAGCGAAGCCAAAGGGGCGAGUUUGUUUUUCUCCUGUCUGAACAAUGGUGUCUGGAGAAAUCUGUGAGCUAUCAGGCUGUAGAAAUCCUGGAAAGGUUUAUGGUAAAGCAGGCAGAGAAUAUCUGCAGGCAAGCCACCAUCCAGUUGAGAGAGAAUGAAAAGACAGACUCUCAGAAUUGGAGGGCUCUGAAAGAGCAGCUUUUCAACAAAUUUAUUCUCCAUCUAGUUUCGUGUGUUCAGCUGGCCAGCAAACUUUCCUUCCAUUACAAAAUAAUCAGCAACAUUACAGUCUUGAAUUUCCUGCAGGCUCUAGGGUAUCUUUACACUAAAGAAGAAUUGCUAGAGUCAGAGCUUGAUGUUUUGAAAUCCCUGAACUUCCAAAUAAAUCUGCCCACCCCUCUGGCAUACGUGGAGAUGCUCCUUGAAGUCUUAGGAUACAAUGGCUGUUUGGUCCCAGCCACACAGCUACAUGCAACCUGCCUGACCCUGCUUGACCUGGUUUAUCUUCUGCAUGAACCCAUAUAUGAGAGUCUGCUGAAGGCUUCAAUUGAGAACUCCACACCCAGUCAACUGCAAGGGGAAAAGUUUAUCUCAGUGAAGGAAGACUUUAUGCUGCUGGCAGUUGGAAUCAUUGCAGCAAGUGCUUUCAUCCAAAACCAUGAGUGUUGGAGGCAGGUUGUGGGGCAUUUACAGAGCAUCACUGGCAUUGCCUUGGAGAGCAUUGCUGAGUUCUCUUAUGCAAUCCUGACUCACAGCGUGGGAGCCAACACUCCAGGGCAACAGCAGCCUGUUCCUCCCCACUUGGCAGCAAGAGCUCUGAGGGCUGCUGCUUCUUCUAACACAUGAGGCAGGCUGAACCCACCAAAUAUAAAAAGCCUUCCAUCACUGUAUUCCCUUUGUUUACUUUCAUACUCAAGGUACAAAAGUUCCAACUUUCUUUUGAACUAUAUUUUGUAUUCCAAUUUCAUGCAUACUUUUCUGCAUCAGAGAAAGAGUUAAGCAGACAAGCAUGUCAUUUUUUGUUAUAUCAGACUAAAAAUGUCAAAGAGAUAGGAGAGACAUUAGUGAAGUUGGUUCAUUUUUGUUUAACAAGACAUUAUUGGAUUUUCUUUAACUUAAUUUCAUUAAUAAGAAACAUCAAACAUAGAGGUAACUAUUAACCAGGGUCUUAAAAACAGAGACUAUCUGAGUGACCUUGGCUA
Messenger RNA from Castor canadensis (American beaver), 1306 nucleotides. The record is from RefSeq and is a predicted model, not a curated record. Lineage: Eukaryota; Metazoa; Chordata; Mammalia; Rodentia; Castoridae.